Molecule: messenger RNA, 3499 nt
Organism: Planococcus citri (citrus mealybug)
Lineage: Eukaryota; Metazoa; Arthropoda; Insecta; Hemiptera; Pseudococcidae
Exons: 2
Coding region: 1043-3304 (753 amino acids)
Source: RefSeq, a predicted model, not a curated record
AUUGCUACAUUUUUGUAUACCAUUCAGUUUUCAUAGAUUAGAUCAGAGUUUACUUUUUUCGAGAAUAAUAAUAAUUUAGAAGAAGCGAUAUGUUUCUAAGGAGUCCCAUAAGAAUGUAUUUGAAUUGCGUUUAAAAUGUAAGCAGGGUGUUUCAUUAGUAGCAGUGGUAGUGGUAGUAAAUACGUACGACAUGUACUAUUUUCCCGACGAGGUCGAAGGCUUGAUGAAGGAUCAGUGGAUUCUCGAUCUCGACGAGUGUGAGGUUUGUUUGUCACUCAUUAUGAAAUAUGUGAACUGAGCGAAACGAUUUUGCAUUUGGGUACUCUCAGUCUCAUGCGGGCUCAUGAGAAGAGAAAACUAUCGGUUUGGUUUCGCUCGCUCGGUUAUCAAAAUAAUUGUUACAUCAUUACACAAAGCAGAGGCAGACUAUCGAUACAGUGUGAUUCUGUUCUGACAUCGGAAUUUCUGAUACAUUCCAUAUCCAUAUUUACUUUGGGAAGAAUUGUUUUUGAACCAGUUGAGCAAUGAGCACGCAACUCAGUAGCGAAAUAAUAAACGCCACCAAGUACAUAGAUAAAUAUAAUAUGUGAUGUGUUACAGCAUUCACUAGCACACUCUCCUAAUCUUCGCUUCAUCAUUGUGUAAUGCAAUACUACAUACUUGAAUGCAUUAUUACAUCCCCUAUAGUGACGAGAAAUUAUUGUUUAUAAUGUUAUAGCAUGUUUGUAUUACAAGCAUUGAAAGAGCGAUGCCGUGUGUAAGUACGAAGUAGCCAGUGAACUCGAAGCUGAAAACAAAAAAGCCCAACAUAUUGUGUUACAGAUAACAGAGCGACUUCGUCGGUUGAUGUUAACUCCGCAAGUGAGAUACGAGUAUGAUUUCUGUUGAAUUGUGUAUUUUUUCCCCAUGUGCUAUGAAUUAAUGAGAAAACGACGAAUCAAAUUAGUAUUACAAAUCAACAAUGUUAUCAAGCAAGCUCAGUUUACUGCUUCAUGUAUCAUUUCUCUGUAUUUAUGAAACGAGAGGCGUAAGCUGAUGAAAAAUGGCACCAAAGGCAGUAAACGAUCGUCUUAUUUUCUACGAUAAUCCGGCAACGCUACAGAUAACCGCAACAAUCGCCCUAGCAGCCCAAACAUGGCGCCAUGAGAUCACAUCCAAUCGCACAAAUUUUGAUUCUUUGCUGAAAUCAUACCCUCGAGUCGAACGUCUCUUCGAAAUACCGCCCAGUGUUGGCAAGUUGGUGAAUAAUUGCAUCGAUCGUAUGAAACCCCACAUACAGACGUGGGUCGAGCUACACCACUCGCGUAUAUUUUUUACGAAUGGAAAAAAAUACGACGUUUUGGUAAAUUAUUUCGACUCGUUCGUCUGGUGUCCCGAUUGUUCUAUCGAUGAAGAACAAACGGCCAAGAAUCUGAUCGCGUUGCCUGAGUUGGAUGAAUGUUCCAAAUAUAAAAUAGCCGCGUUGUAUUGUUUCGUAGAGGAUGUUCGUAGAUUGUGGCCGAACGCAAUAAUCGAACCUCAUCUUGUUCAUGCUGUCCACAAAGCGAAUCCUUUGAUAGUCUAUUGGGAUUAUCAUAUGCAAUGUAGAGAUAAUUCUGUACGAACUUUGAAAGACGGAUCGAUCGAAGGUAAAAUGAUUGUACUGGAAGAGUUGGAUAAUUCGUCCGCCUUGAUACAUUGUUGGUCUCGUUUGAAACCCGAAGAUCUAAUUGAUAAAGCAGUUUGCAUCGUUGAAAAGUACAAACCGAAAUGCGUCAGAAGUUUGAUGCGUUUGCUGACCAAACCUCAGUUUAAGAAGCUGAUCAAAAGGUGCUCCGAAAACCUGAUUGUAGAAAUAUUAGACACGCCCGAAAGUGUAGAAUUCGCUUUGCAGACGUGGGAUUACAUGAAGAAUCUCAUGACUGGUGAUAGUUUCGCUAAGAUGAUCGACAAAAUACUCGACUCGAGAUUAGAUCAUAAUCAAGAACAGAUAAUGUCCAUGAUGGAUUGCGCCAAUCGUGGCGAUGCUUCGUCGGAGUUCGAAGAAGGCUGCAUCGUCAACUUGAGCUUAGCUUCUUUGCUAAACCGUAUUUGGCAAAGCACUCCAGAACAGCUGAAGAAUUAUGUGUUGAAUAAUCACGUGGAUACGUUGUUGAACAAGUUGUGUACCGUGGAUCAGAAUCAAUUGGCGAACUGCUCGCGCGAUGUGAAAUUACUCCUAGAGUUAUUCUCGAAAAGAACCGUUCACCAGAAUAAUAUCUUUUGGCGAAAACGUUGGCGCGAUGUUAUUCAAGCGGUUAGUUCAGCUCGUUUGACCGAACUCAUGAAAAUGUGUUUUCGAAGUGAUAAAGAGAUAGCGAAUUUCAAAAGAUCUCAUAUGGCUGUGUUUUCGAAUAUAGGAGACUAUUGCGAUACGUUGAUUUCAGAUGGGCUUUUCAACGAAUUGAACGAAUUUUUACGUUUUUGUUCGCCUGAUCGAACCGUUCGAGCUCACUUGAAGCGUUCGAUGUUAUUUGGUACAAUCGGUGCGAUUAGAUAUUGUACUCGUUACGCCGAUAAUCGAGGAAAAAUGCGAGCUUUCGACGAUUUCAUCUCGGAGAUUUCCCCGUCCACCGAGCAGCGCGAUGAUUUAAAACGUCAAAUGGUUAUAGCUUCUGGUAAUUUCAAUAUUUUAUUGGGCUUGCUGACGUGCGGAUUUUUACGCCCGGUGAUGAAAUUCGUCCUCCUGUUUCUUACUCGUCAAAAAGAAACUAAAAUGGUCAAGAAGGAUUUCAAGCGACAUUGUCAAUCAAUUUUAAACCGAGGAAAAUUUUUGACGUACGAUAUGCAAGAAUUGAAUGAAUUUUUGUGCUGGUGCGUGGAUGACAAUCAACAGCUAUUGGAGGAGAUGAAGAAAUCCGUGCCUAUUGAUGAAGUUUUCCAAAAAAAGUUCGAAGAAAGUGUCCGCGAUGUCAAACGCUGUUUAUCCAAAAAUGAUUUGUCGUGUUCGAGUGAGGACGACGACGAACUCUGGUUCGAUUCAUCCGAUUCUGAUUCAAGCUCUGAGUUUAAAUUGCCCACUUGCGGCGAAUUCCAUAAUGACGAAAGCAGCGAUGACCAUUACCAAGAUCGAUUCAAGAAACUGGAUGAAAUUUUAUCGUGGUAUUUCGUUAGCGACGCGAAAGUCAAGCAGUUUAAAUUGAUGAAAGUUAAUAAUCGUAGAAUUCGUUUCAUCGAUAAGGUAUUGAAGUCUGACAAUGAACGUUUGGCUGAAGUUGUGCUACGUUGGUUUUUUGACGGAAAUGUUGAAGACAUCGAGGCUUUCAAAAUGGCCCGGAAGAGAUGAAUUUACUGUUUAUUGUGUCAACGGUAUUUUUUUUCCUUUUUUGAUUUUUUUUUUUAGUCACGAUUCGAUUUUUUAUUCAUUUUUUUUAUUUGUAUAAGCAUUCUUACUUAAUCUCUAGUAUCGAAUCUGGUCGUGUUUUCUAUGAUAAUUCUAAAUGAGAUGAUUUGGUAUCUCGUUAUUAUAUAGUAUUAUAAA